AUGAAGUUCUCUUUUGCUGCUAUUGUCCUCGCUGCCACCUCGGCCAUUGCCACCCCCAUUGCCAGUAAACGCGAUGGCACCUUUGUGAUCAAAGAUCUCAAAGCGCGCGACUCUCUCUCCAACACCAUGAGCUUCAAGCUGCUUGACGGUGACGAGUUAAUUGACUGCAACUUGAUCUGGAGUGCGAAAGAACCCGAAGAAAAUGCCCGAUGCAACGACUCCAAGCAUCUGAUCCGGUUUCCGGAUGGCUUCGAGUUCGGCAAGUUUACCCUUGCCAUUGAGCGGAUUGAGCCCAACCCGAUCGGUGGCCGUGCCUAUUUCGACGAGAACGAUGGCAAGUGGAACUGUGUAGACAACCCGUCGGACCACAUCUACAAGGACUGCAAGUACGACGGUGACUACACCAUUCCGCUGUGA
This is a messenger RNA of Aspergillus nomiae NRRL 13137, 417 nucleotides long. RefSeq lists its product as uncharacterized. NCBI's taxonomy places the organism in Eukaryota, Fungi, Ascomycota, Eurotiomycetes, Eurotiales, Aspergillaceae. The record is from RefSeq and is a predicted model, not a curated record. Bases 1 to 417 code for a protein of 138 amino acids. The transcript is spliced from 2 exons.